This is a messenger RNA of [Torrubiella] hemipterigena, 3825 nucleotides long. The record is from the annotation of a GenBank genome assembly. Lineage: Eukaryota; Fungi; Ascomycota; Sordariomycetes; Hypocreales; Clavicipitaceae.
CCCGAUCCGGCUUAGCGCUCAACCGUGGCCUCUUGCGCCGCUUCCACGCUGCUUUGCGGGGAGCCGGCGCAUCUGCUCGGCUUCCCAAUGUCGUCACAUGUCCGCUUGCCGAAGGCGUCCAAACAACCACCACCACCACUUCUUUCUUCUGCCACCUUCACAUCUGCAGCAUGCAAACCCAGACAUAAAACGGCAAACAACCUCUAAAUAAUACACCAAUGGAGGAUUAUCAAGCCGAGUUUGAGGCGGCAAAGAGCGGCUCGGCAUCGCCUGCCCCAGCCAAAGCUAGCCAUGCUCCCAAGACGCCGCAACGGUUUGGCCUGCGCGAAGGCUUAGCCGCCCUUCGUGGACAGGCCAGCAUUCAAGAUACAAUUGUGGAAAAGCUGCUUCACCAAAUCAUCCCGACCGAGGAAAACGCAGCCGUCUUCUCAGGCGAGCUCUCCGCAAACCUAGACAAGCCUCCAUUUAGCCUGGCCACCAUGUCGUACAACUUUCGCCAGUUCAACGCACGCAUCGGCGUCGUCUUUGAGUUCCAGGCGGCCGCUCUUCGCCUCUUUGCGUGGGAGAAGCCCUCGCACACGCUAUCCUUUCUCUCCAUCUAUACAUUUCUCUGCCUCGACCCCCACCUAAUCGCCACACUACCCAUCUUCUUCGCCCUCCUCGCCAUUCUCAUCCCAUACUUUCUUACUCGCCAUCCUGCACCGCCCAAGGGCACGCUGUCCAGCGAGCAGAGCAUCGGCUACUCGGCCGCCGGACCACCACUGGCACCUGCAGCCACCAUCAAGCCGGCCAAAGAGCUGAGCAAAGAUUUUUUUCACAACAUGCGGGAUCUGCAAAACGUCAUGGGAGAUUUCGUCGUUGCCCACGACGCUGCUGUCGAGACAUUUCUCCCUCUAACCAACUUUUCCGAUGAGGCAGUGUCGUCGUCUGUCUUUUUAUUCCUCUUUAUCGCAGCCAUCAUCACGACCAUUACGGCACACCUCCUCCCAUGGCGAUUUGUCAUUCUCAUCUCGGGUUGGUUAGGUGUGUGCUCUCUCCAUCCGGGCAUCGCACGCCUCUUGGCCAACAUCCGGGCCGAGCUACGACCUAUUCUCAAGGUGCAAGAGGAGCAAUUAAAGGAAGCGUUUGACCACUGGGUUGCCAACGACGUGAUUAUUGACUCGGCCCCCGAGACCCGUGAAGUAGAGGUGUUUGAGCUGCAGAAGAAGGCAGGAAACACGUGGGAGUCGUGGGUAUUUUCCCCGUCGCCGUUUGAUCCUCUGUCGCCUGCGCGCUUGGCUGGCGAACGGCCGCGAGGCACGCGCUUUUUCGAGGAUGUCAAGGCCCCGGAUGGCUGGCAGUGGAGCGAGAAGAAGUGGGCUCUUGAUCUAUGGAGCAGGGAAUGGGUCGAGGAGCGUAUUAUUACGGGUGUUGAAGUCGAGACUGAGGGCGAGCGCUGGGUGUAUGAUAUAAUGCCCGAGGCGGAGGAGCAGACUGGUGUGCUAGAGGUGCCGGAGAAGGCCAAGUCGCCCCAAAUGUCGCAGACUACAUGGGAAGAGGGUGAUGACGGUAAUGGGCACAAGGGAGACUGGCGACGUAGACGAUGGGUUCGCCUGGUGAAGCGCAAGGUGACGCUAGUAGACUAUGCUUCGUGAUGGGUGCAUACCAGAAGAAGGCUACACGCACGAUAUAGAUGAACAUUAGACGUGAUAUAAAUUUCAUGAGCCUUUCUUUAGAAUUUUCUUUUCUUGUAUUGUGUCUUUACACUGAACAUGUUCCCCAAAAUAAACAAAAGUUGAUAAACGGUGCUCAUGGAGGCGAAACGACCAAAUAGCAACAAGUCUGUACGCAUGCUACACUAUGCUAUGCUAGAUGCACCCUAAAACGCCCAAAACGAACCAGCAUAUUUACCCCGUUCAUAAAUCCCAAAUAUGACAAGAUGAAGAGCGGCGACUACUCCACGACAAACUUGUCUAGAAUCUUCAUGACGCCAUCCGCCUUUCCACGGCCCUUGUCCAGCUCCAUAGUCACCCUCCUCGCCCUCUCAAUCAGCGUGGCAAUCACCUUGCGCGUAUACUCAAAGCUGCCCGUGCGCUGCAUAUACGUCACAGCAUAUCUCUUGACCUGCACAUCCGACGUCUUCUGCUUGAGGAUGCUCACGAGCUGCAAGUCGCUCGGAUUCGACCGGAUGCUAUGAAUCACAGGAAACGAGAACUUGCCCUCCGUCAGAUCCUCGCACAUGCCCUUGUGCGCUGAGUACUCCUCCGACGCCAAAUUAAUAUAAUCGUCGCGGAUCUGGAAAAUAAGACCAAUCAAAUUGACCAGCGGCACGCAGUCAAUUGUCGCGGCGUGCGGCGAUUCGCCCUGCAUCAGCUUGAUGCCCAGCCGGAACAGGCCGCCCGUCUUAUUGCCCACCAUUUCCAAGUAGUCGUCUUCAGAGGGACACGUUAGAGUAUCUCGCCAGAACAGAUCCAUGCCCUGGCCACGGUGUAGAUUGACCAGCUCGUCCGCAAACGUCUUGAGGGCUUCGGGGUUGUUGAGCUUGAGCAGCUCCUGGACAGCUACGAAGUAGACGUAGUUUGCCGAGUUUAUGGUCUGCGGCACGCCAAAGAUGUGAUGGGCCACCGGGAACCCGCGGCGCAGCUCGGACGAGUCUUGUACAUCGUCAACGAGCAGCGAGGACUCGUGGAGCAUGCCGACCACCUUGGUGAUGAUGGCGAGGCUGUCGGGUGGUACUUCGAGGAGAGCGUCGAAUGCAGAGAUGAGCUGCGAUCGAAUGUCCUUGCCCGGAUGGCUGACGAGGUAAUUGUACGGGCCGCGGAUGAUGCCUUCUUUGUCGUCGGUCCAUGAUCGCUCGGGGGCAAAGUCGAGGUCUUCGUAGGCGUAGCGGGACGGGUCCUGCGGCGACGUCGGGGACUGCUGGUGCAGCAUGACGCCGGAGUUUGUACGUGGCGGCGGCCGCGAGGAAUCUGCUGCCGAGACGUCAAUGUAGGCCAUGGAGUUCUUUCGGCCGGUGUCGGGUGCUCGCGUGCGCGGGAGGACGCCGUUGUCGGCCAUGACGGACGAGAUGCUGGGCUGCUGGCCGAAUGUGUGGCUGCUCAUGCGGUUGCUGUUUGUGCUGGAUGUGCGGAGAGGGAUUGCAUCGAUCGGGGUAGAGAGAGGGCCUGCAGAGGAUUGUCGCUGUGGGAUUGGGUGCUGUUGCGGCGUGGAAGCUGUCGCGGGAUCCCGCGGUGAGGUGUCCAUUUUGUACGGAUUCUGCGGUGUUGUCCGUCCGUCGAAUGAGAGAAGAGGAAACAAAGUUGGACGAUUGUAGGCAGCAAGCUGACAACAGGUGGCAACAAGGGAGUGAGUUGGUGUGGUGAUGCUGCAGCCAGGAACGUUUUUGGAAGUGGGAGCCUGGAGGGGUGGUGGUGGUGCGUGUGCGUUGCGUUUGUAGUGAGAGCCCCGCCAAAAAAGAAGCUCCAAAGGGUAGAUGACGACGACGGCAGUAGAUGGAGAUUGGUGAGCGAGCAGGCAGAAGAAUAAAAAAGAAAAAAGAAAAGGAGGGGAGAGAGAAUCCUUCCUUUUUCAGGCUUCCCAAGUUUGUAUGCACGCGCCGGAGGAUUCGCGGUGCAACCCCAAACAGGCUGCGUUUUAGCUCUUUGAGGUUACGGCGCUAACGACUGUUGGUGCGGCGGCCGCUUUCAUGUGAUGCGCGACGUCAUGGGGCCAGCCAGUGAUGGUGCUGUAGUAAGCAAAAGUAUACAUACUUGUACAGUACAAUAAAAAUCCCGAAAUGGAGUUUACAUAGACAACUAGCUUUGUUUAAUUCCAAGCCAAAAUAAGUAAUUUCGCAACACCUGAUAU